Messenger RNA from Phanerochaete carnosa HHB-10118-sp, 1437 nucleotides. RefSeq lists its product as uncharacterized. The record is from RefSeq and is a predicted model, not a curated record. Bases 1 to 1437 code for a protein of 478 amino acids. Gene Ontology annotation, molecular function: mRNA binding; poly(A) RNA polymerase activity. Gene Ontology annotation, cellular component: nucleolus; TRAMP complex. The transcript is spliced from 4 exons. Gene Ontology annotation, biological process: RNA 3'-end processing. NCBI's taxonomy places the organism in Eukaryota, Fungi, Basidiomycota, Agaricomycetes, Polyporales, Phanerochaetaceae.
AUGGACAAUUCACCGUCCUCGAGAUCCGGGAGCGUAUCGAAAGGAAAGAGCAAGUCGCGCAGAUCGAACGAGCACAAACGGAAGCGCGACGCUGAAACGGGGCCGUCGAACUCUAACGCCAUAGAGUUCGCCGCGGAAGCUGGCCCGAGCACGGCUAAUGGUGCAACGAGACAGAACGCCGCGAACGCCACGUUUGGUGGAGAGGACUUCGUCGCGUUCACAUUCUCGGAUGACAAUGAGGAAGAUGACUCGGAGAAGGAAGAGGUCGGGCCUCGGGAGUGGGACAAGGGCAAGGGCAAGGCGAGAGACUCUGAGGGCUCGGGGCGCAAACGAAAACACGACGAAGUAGAUGACGGGAGCACUGGCAGGAGACGACCGGUAGAUGCAGCAGUCUCGAAGCGUGCACCCUGGGCGGCACAUGUAGACUGGGACCGGUGCAACAACGUUGCAGAGAUGCUGCAUAAAGAGGUGGAAGCCUUUGUCAAAUAUAUAUCUCCUACUCAAGAGGAAGACGAGAUAAGGUCGCUCAUAGUCGAAUCAAUCUCACGAGCUGUGACGAAGGCCUUUCCCGACGCGCGAGUGCUGCCGUUUGGCAGUUAUGAGACCAAGCUAUACCUGCCACUAGGCGAUAUCGACCUCGUGAUAGAGUCGGACUCCAUGGCGUAUAAUAACAAAGUGAACGUGUUGCAGGCUCUCGCAACGACUAUGAAGCGAGCUGGCAUCACAGAUAAAGUCACCAUUAUCGCGAAGGCCAAGGUGCCUAUCAUCAAGUUCGUCACCCGCCACGGUCGUUUCUCUGUCGACAUCAGCCUCAACCAGAUGAACGGUGUCAAGGCCGGCACGAUGAUCAAGCGCUUCCUGGAUCACAUACCCGCCCUUCAGGCCCUGGUUCUCAUUACGAAAUCGUUCUUGAGCCAGCGGAGCAUGAACGAGGUCUUCACUGGUGGGCUGGGCAGCUACAGCAUCGUGUGCCUGGCCAUCAGCUUCCUCCAGAUGCAUCCCAAGAUUCGCAGGGGCGAGAUCGACUCAUCGAAAAAUCUAGGAGUGCUUGUCAUGGAGUUCUUCGAACUCUACGGAUGCUACUUCAACUAUCGCGAAGUCGGCAUAUCUGUCCGGGACGGCGGCUCGUACUACAACAAGGCGCAACGUGGUUGGGCAGAUUACAAGUCGCCGUUCCUGCUCUCGAUAGAAGACCCGGGCGAUCCUUCCAAUGAUAUCUCUAGGGGUUCCUUUGGAAUCGUCAAGGUUCGCACGACGCUUGCAGGAGCGCAUAGCAUCAUGACCGCGGCAGCAUACGUGCAUGCAAGUUAUAUCAAUGCACGUCGGGAAGGCCACUAUGUCCGGCUCUCGAGCCAUAAGGAUCCAGAGGACAUGAGCAUCUUGGCCAGCGUCAUGGGUGUCACCCAAGAGGUCAGUUUUCGUCUGCGUGCCUGGUGA